Messenger RNA from Paramacrobiotus metropolitanus, 856 nucleotides. RefSeq lists its product as uncharacterized. The transcript is spliced from 2 exons. Gene Ontology annotation, biological process: kinetochore assembly. Gene Ontology annotation, cellular component: nucleus. Bases 72 to 416 code for a protein of 114 amino acids. NCBI's taxonomy places the organism in Eukaryota, Metazoa, Tardigrada, Eutardigrada, Parachela, Macrobiotidae. The record is from RefSeq and is a predicted model, not a curated record.
AGUUCUUUUUGUUUUGUAAAAAUUAAUCAUCUUGUUCUUAAACUUGUAAAGUAGUUUUUGACAUUUUCACUAUGGAUGAUAUUCGUGAAUACCUUGCUAAUAAACAGGAAGAUGUGGAGGGAUUGAUUGCCGUCCGCGAUCAACAGCGUGCGGAUAAUGCGCUGCUGCGACAUCGGAUUUCUGCUCUGGAGAAACAGUAUGAAUUUUUGCGUCCUGUUUUUGAUCAGGAGUACAAAACUCGAGCGGUAUCAGACGAUGAGUUCACAAACCAACAAGGCUUCGAGGCCGUUUUGGAGCAGAUUGGAAACAAGAUUCUGGACAUUCAAAAGCUGAAGGAGACUGCCUCGCACGCCAUUAAUCAUUGUCUACAGAGUGUUGAAGAACCCGAGCAGCUCUCUUGCAGUGCCAUGCAGUGAUGAUCGUGAAACGAGAAAUGAGGCAUUGGACAAAGCGGUGGAUUCGGGAAACCGAAACUGGAAUGCUAUAUUUGAACAGCUGAUCAGCGCAUCCGCCAAGUCGGAUAAAUUUAUAACUGUCACUGAAUAUCAUCCACCGAUGAUCAUUGCUCUGCUGCAAGCACGCAUCGCGGUUCAGCACGACAAGGAUCCGGAAAAAAUUGCACUGGCUUUGUGACAGUCGUUUUUUAUAAUAAUUUUAAUUUCUUAUUCUGUUGGUAUUACCAAUGUGCUUCCUUCAUGUUUUUCAUUCUGAUGUUGAUUGGUAUUGGUUACGGUUUUCUGGUGUUUAAUGAGUAAAUGUAAAGAGGAAUAUUGUGUGGUAUUGCAUGCUUGCCUUUACUACAAUAUUAUAUUCCAAGGAGUUGUGCAGUAGUUGUGCGCUGAUGAUCAAACCUGAA